CCCGAGCAUUAUUACACCUAUGAUAUGAGUCUCAAAUUAUCACAAUUGUGUGGAACGACCACUUUCAAGUCAUUUGAUCUUACAUUCAACCCUCAGUAUGUCUCUAGUAUUAAUUAUCGUUUCCAUAACGUUGGCUUCUGUUUUUUGUCAGAUUGAGUUUCAGUCGCCAAACUCAGGCCAAACAUACGGAUCUCCAGGAUGGUUGUACUCCACCCCAGAAGGUGAGGAUACUGCGUCAAAGUUGACAUCUUUGGUGACAGACACGAAAAACACGUGGGAGAAUUAUGUUACUGCUAUGAAGACCUCCAAUAACGCGUCCAAGGCUCUGGUGUUGUACGAGGAAGCAGGCGACUCAGUAGAGGGUACUGCCUGUGCUCCCAGCGAUGACGAUCAGUACCGCUCGUCUGUCAUAGAGAAAAUCUCCAACACCGUCGAGAGCUGCGCAGCCUUCAGCAACUUCACGUGUGGAGGUCACUUUUGCACCUUGAUAGAGCUGAUAACAGAAGCUCUGGUUGUGGUACAGAAAGCAGAUUAUGAACUUGAAUUACUCAGAGAGCUCUGCUUUUCGUUGAGAGUUACCCAACCACCAAGCUGUGUAGAGGACGAAAAUAAACUACUAGAGACUAUCAACAAUACCGUUUCCGUCAGUCAGUUGUCGAAAUACUACUACGAAAUAAGCGAAUCUUUAUUCCCUUCCAUGGCAAACCUCGUCAGCUGUGUAGAUCAUGGUGUAUUGCAAAUCCAAGCCGAGUUAGAGUUCAGAACACAGAGUCUGAUUGACUGCAGGAAUAGCUUAUAAAGAUAAAUAUUUAUUCGCAGUACGAACCCAGUUUACAAGCUAAGACUAUUAGUUGAAAUAGUUUAUAAAUUUAUUUAUGGAAUAACCUCUGUAUACAAUGUUUAUCUGCUUGAUAUCUUAAUUGGCAUUAACCUGAAUACUUCAUUCCAAUAAACAAUAUCUACUGCAUUUAGAUGUUAUUUGGAUGUGUUUGUGAUACUAUAUUAAUAAGUAAUAAAUGCAUUCAACAUUG
Molecule: messenger RNA, 1031 nt
Organism: Homalodisca vitripennis (glassy-winged sharpshooter)
Lineage: Eukaryota; Metazoa; Arthropoda; Insecta; Hemiptera; Cicadellidae
Exons: 2
Coding region: 98-799 (233 amino acids)
Source: RefSeq, a predicted model, not a curated record